Emiliania huxleyi CCMP1516 is the source of this 603-nucleotide messenger RNA. RefSeq lists its product as hypothetical. The record is from RefSeq and is a predicted model, not a curated record. Bases 1 to 603 code for a protein of 200 amino acids. The transcript has 3 exons. Lineage: Eukaryota; Haptophyta; Isochrysidales; Noelaerhabdaceae.
AUGGCGCCAAAGAAGAAAGGUGGGAAGAAAGAGGGCAAGAAGGGCGGUGGUGACGCCGACGGAGAGCUCAGCCCACAGGAGCUGCUGCGACGAGCCGCGUUCCGGAUAGAGUCGCUCGAGCGGCAGCUAGCGUGGCGAGAGGAGAAGGUGGCGGCGGCGCUUGCGGGGCAGAGGGACCUCAAGGAGAAGGUGUCGCUCUACCACGAGGACUUUGAGCGGGAGAAGGCUUCCAUUUUUGACAUCGCGUCCGACAUGACGAGGCAGUACAAGGGCAUGCAGGCAGCUUGGCUCGCCGAUGCCGAGGACCUGCAGGGGCGCAUUUCCACGCUAGAGGCGACCAUCCGCGAGCACAAGGAGGCGCUCGAUCAGGCGAGGGCGGAGCUCGAGGAGGAGCGGCGGGGCAAGGGGCACGCUCUUGCGCUCAAAGAGGCCGAGAUUGCGGAGAUGAACAAAAAGAUGGAGGACAUGGCGCUGGAGUUUGGUGACAUGCUCAAGGAGACGCUCGACAAGAUGGGGGCGCAGCUCGAGCUGUCUAGCAGCGAGAACGCCAGCAUGACUCGAAGACUGGACGACUUCAAGGUGGCCCAGGGAGCCACGACGUGA